GGAGGAUGAGGCGGGGUGAGUUUUAGGCGAAGUCGGAGCUUGGACUUGGGCUUGUGCAAGGUCUGAUGAGGGAGGUUGUGAAGUCCCUCUCGUUCCUGCUGAUCAGCGUUGUCCGUCAUACGAACGGGAGCGGCUUCGAGUCCCGGGUUGUGAACAUGAGAGAUCUCUCGGGAAUGACCUUGGUGGAAGGGCUGCUGCACCGCAUUGACGAUAGUCUGAGCGGCCGAGGUCGGUUGCAGAGCCGCUCGCGUCGUCACCGAAUGGCCAGUGUUCUUGGGUUGCGAGACAUCCCGGUGACUAGGAAGCCGGGCGUAAGGGUGUACUUGAACUUGAGAAGGGUACCGUCCAGGUUGGUUGGGGCGGUUCGAGAGGUUGGAAGGGUAUCGAGGAGUAGCAGCGAGUUGAGGUUGUAUGGGAGUCCCGUUUGAAGGGUACCUUUGGUCGGCGGGACGGUGUCGGCGGUCCGGGUUCGCCAUUUCGUUGAGUUAAUUGACUUGAUCAAGCUCGAGGGGACAUGAACAGGGGUGUUGAGGAUGGAACGGGGAUUGAGUAAACUAGUUCGAGUUGGGAAGGGUGUCGGUAUUGGCGGUUUGCGUAAGGACGUUUGGCGAUAAAUUGAAUUGAACAGGUAGUCGCUAGAUGCUAGAUGAGGGUGAGAUUCGAGUGAAUGUGUGUCGGUUGUCGUUGCCGGGCGUUGCGAAAGUCGUCAAAAGAGCGUGUUGUCGAGCCGAGAGAAGUGUGGUUGAUGUCGUUCGAUCGGGAGGUAGGAUAUGAAAGAUAUGCGAUAUAUGCGAGGGGGAUGGUGGUCGUCGAGUGUUGUUGUCGGUCAGUUGUUAUGAGGGAAGGGACGGGGACGGGGGGGACGAAUCCCAAAGGAAGCGCGUCGAUGGUGUGUUUGUUGUUUGUUUACAUCAUCA
Molecule: messenger RNA, 917 nt
Organism: Filobasidium floriforme
Lineage: Eukaryota; Fungi; Basidiomycota; Tremellomycetes; Filobasidiales; Filobasidiaceae
Exons: 1
Coding region: 66-428 (120 amino acids)
Source: RefSeq, a predicted model, not a curated record